UCGACAACUACGGUAAAUCUCAGGCAUUCCCGUACGUGACCUGACCUUGGGACUGUGAAUAAGCAGCGGCCAUUAACACGAUCCACUUUGAUUGAUUAACUUGCAGCAGUGCCAGUCUCGAAACAUGGAUAUUGCCGUGCUGUGGAGUCAUGUCAACAUUCGUACGGUUCUCCUCGGACUUGUCAUCUUCACCGUGCUCUCCUGGUUCUUCCGCCGGCCAAAGAAGCUUCCACCCGGCCCGUGGGGUUGGCCGCUGCUCGGUAAUAUUCCUCAGCUGGCGAGGAUUAGCGAGCCCGUACACGAAGCCCUAUCCAAGAUGGGUGACAGGUACGGGCCUGUAUUCAGCUUCAAAGUGGUCAACCAGCUGGUGGUUGUAUUGCAAGACUAUGACGUCAUCAAACAGGCUAUGGAUCAAUACCAACUGAACGGGCGCCCUUCCUUUGAAAUCAGUCAAAUAACAUUGCCUGGUCACGGCAUUCUAACUGCCUCCGGAGCACCAUGGGUGGAAUUAAGACGUUUCUCCUCAUCUGCUCUGCGAAAACUGGGGAUGGGGAAGUCAUCUUUGGGAAAGCAAAUUUCCACUGAAGCGCAGUUUCUUGUCGAAGAAAUACGAAAACAGGGAGGUAAAAGUUUCAAUCCAAAGGAUAUGCUACAAAACGCCGUAGCUAACGUCAUCUGCUAUUUGGUGUUUGGUAGCAGGUUUGAGUAUACUGACGUCAGAUUCAAAGAGCUCCUCGUGGCGUUGAACUAUUCGCAUGAACUAGGCGGGGCAGGUGGGGUGGUCGAGUUCGUGCCAAUCUUCGCUAAGUUAACUUUCUUACCCAUUGUCAAGAAGCACAUAGCCUCCAACAGGGCCUUUGAGAAGAUAAUGGGCAAUCUCCUCAAGGAACACGAGAAGGGGUAUCAGCCCGAGAUCUCGCGAGACUACACAGACGCGUUCUACAGCGAGAUGAAAGCGAAAGAGAGCAAUGGUCAACCAACCUUCAUGAACCCUGUCAGUCUAUACUAUUCCGUGUCGGGCCUGUUUGGAGCUGGAACGGAGACUACGACCAGUACCCUCGGCUGGAUAUUGCUGUACAUGAUUGGCUACCCUGAAAUCCAGACCAAGGUUCAGCGUGAGAUUGACAGUGUGGUGGGACGGGACAGGCUACCACAGCUCUCAGAUAAGCCGAAGCUAGUCUUCACGCAGGCGGUACUGAGUGAGAUUCAUCGUGUCAGCAUAGUCCCUCUUGGAGUGCCGCAUAAAUGCACAGAAGACACCACCGUUUCAGGGUUCCAUAUUCCAGAAGGAACCAUUGUGAUAACAAACCUCUGGCAUAUCUUGAACGACCCGCGUGAAUGGACCAAUCCCAAAGAGUUUCGUCCGGAGCGAUUCCUGGACAGCGAUGGCAACUUUGUGCGGCGGGAAAAGCUCAUACCUUUUGGCAUAGGGCGUCGUUUCUGCCUCGGUGAAAACCUAGCUAAGAUGGAGUUGUUUAUCGUCUUCACUGUCCUCAUGCAUCAGUUCACCUUCAAGGCUCCAGAGGGCGCUAGUGUCUCCUUUAAAGCGCGCGAGGCCUUAACGCUCGCGCCGAUUCCAUACGAAGUUGUUGCGAUCCCACGCAACUCCGAGCACAUAAAUAACCCUUAAAGCUACAAUCCAUCAUUUGCAGUUAUCUUAAAAGUAACUGAAGUAAUUGUUAUUGAAAAGCGUACUUGGUUGAAAGAUAGUAAGGGGACUAAACUCCCUGAGAAUUUUCUUUCUGGCAAGCUGUCAUUUUAAAGAAAUCAACAAACGAAGGCCUUUCAAACGGUGCGCGCCAUUGGACAUUUUCGUCAGUAGUUCGUGUUUUUUUUUUCAUUCGGCGAAGCGCGUGCAGUCGUCUGCACGACGCAUAUAUACGCGCCCGCGGUUCGUCGGAUCGGUGCGCUGAAUGGACCGAUCCAGUAAGCUCCGCCCAGUGCGCACGUGUGCAAAUUAACACGUGCUCCUGUCCAAUGCCAUGUUGCAUUUUCCUUCCGCGAGCAUCAUACGCGCAUGUCGGUCGGAAUGGUCGGACCGUAGUGCUCGCAGUCGGACAUAAAUCACGGCUGUGAUUGGUCAAAACACCAUGGGG
Patiria miniata (bat star) is the source of this 2096-nucleotide messenger RNA. Its product is annotated as cytochrome P450 2J6-like. Gene Ontology annotation, molecular function: heme binding; oxidoreductase activity, acting on paired donors, with incorporation or reduction of molecular oxygen, reduced flavin or flavoprotein as one donor, and incorporation of one atom of oxygen; iron ion binding. Gene Ontology annotation, biological process: xenobiotic metabolic process. Bases 125 to 1630 code for a protein of 501 amino acids. NCBI's taxonomy places the organism in Eukaryota, Metazoa, Echinodermata, Asteroidea, Valvatida, Asterinidae. The record is from RefSeq and is a predicted model, not a curated record. Gene Ontology annotation, cellular component: cytoplasm; intracellular membrane-bounded organelle. The transcript has 5 exons.